AUGGACGAAACUUAUAAAGUCAUACAAAAGCCAUCUAAAACUUCAAGAGAUACUGAAGAAACAAGACUAGAAGAAUCCUUAAAAAACCCUAUGAAGCCUAUUAUUGAAGCCCACACUGAGCUCCAAAUUGCUUACAAAGAUCUAGACGUGAUGAUUGAUGAUGUGGUAUCAAGAAAUGAAUGGAUCCUAAACAGUAAUUUCUAGCCAGAUAAAUACCUGGACCAUCUACACCAACAAGAAGCAAAACUCCACAAUCUUAAAGAAAAGCUGGUUCAAGCCAAUUUUGAGAUAGAAAAUAACCCAGAGGUAUAUCAUCUUAAUGAACAAAUGAAAAGUUAUACAAAUCAAUUUGAAACACUAUCAAGAUUCAAUACACAACUAAAAGCUCAGGAAUCUCAAUACAGAGCUCAGUAUUCAGAAGAAGAAAAACAAGCUUUUAUUCUAAAACAAACCUUAAAAGAACUCUCCAAAGAAAAUCUGAAAUUAUCUUAUCAGUUAGAAGAAAAAAAACCUAAACAAAAAUUAUUGGAAAGCUUAAAAAAUAAACUUCCACAAAUUUUAUCAAAAUAUUCACAAAGCAAUUUUUCACAAAUUCCGACAAUUCAUUUUGAGGUUAUGAAUCAAGACCAGCAGCUGGAAUGUUAUCAUUUAAUUGAAGACGUAGAAAAUCUUAAAAAAGAGCUCUACAAGCUUCGAGAAGAAAGCCAAAAUCUCGGCAGCCUUCAAGGUGCUUUUUUAAACGAGCAACGAAAAUUAGAAAUUUUUUUCCAAGACUGCAUAAAUUCAGCCAAACAAGAACUUUUAAAAAACCAACAAAUGCCUCAGAUUUCUAAACGUGGCCUUGCUGGCUCUCUUUUCUUCGAGCUCGUCCAUAGUGAACAAGCCAGCAACCGUACAGCCCCAACUGGCUAUUUAAAAGAGCGAAACAAGCGAAGUGCUUUACAAGAAAGAGACUGCAAAAACGUCGUAUAUUACACAGUAAAAAGAAUGAUGAGAACAGCCAGAGAUGAAACCAGAAACCAGCAGCUCUGUAAGCUAAAAUUGCCUUGAAAUGAUUUUCACGAUUUCAGCACAUUGCAGUUAAUGGGACUUUUGUGUAUGAGGACUGACGUUUUGUCGAUGCUUCACCAAAUUGUAUUUCCCGCCAAUGUUUUGCAUUUUACUAUACAAGAGGAUGUCAGCCCUUCACCUAAGCCGACACCAAAUUCAAAACAAAGGAAAAUGCCACCGAGAGAGCUAUCACUAAAAUCGUCAAAAAUAGGAAAAGAGCUGAUGUCGAAGCAUAAAAUGUUUUAA
Molecule: messenger RNA, 1296 nt
Organism: Blepharisma stoltei
Lineage: Eukaryota; Ciliophora; Heterotrichea; Heterotrichida; Blepharismidae
Source: the annotation of a GenBank genome assembly